UCAUGUGACCGUGGGUCAGUGCGCUCGUGUUUGUAUUUGUGUUCUCCUCGUACGUGUCUCAUUCAUGGUGCUGUCUGCGCUCUCAUUCUAACCCGCGGCUCUUCUGUCCAUGAGGCGGCCCGUCCUGUGACACGGCCCGGCUCAUGCCCUCAGCUCGGCGGGACACUCCUGACCGAGACACCGCUGAAUAGAGCGCAUUUACCCGGGGAAAGAGGAGCGAGGACGGGGCUAGCUUCAGCUGUUAGCAUCGUUCUGCAGAGCUCAGGUGCACCGAGGGCUGUGUCUAUGAGGAGGGCGGGAGAGCUCCGAGCUGAGGAUGUACUCCCCCUCCAGGAAGGACUUCAUCGCGGUGACCCUGUCUGACCCCCACAGCCGCGCCUACAACAAUGGCAAACACCGCAGGCAGUCCUGCUGGAGGAAGUGGAAGCAGCUGUCGCGUUUGCAGAGGAGCCUCGUCUUGGGUCUCCUGGCUCUGCUCCUGGUCUUCGGGCUGUUAUCCUACCCCAGCCUUUCACACCACUGGACAGGUCCCUCUGACACAGACUGGCUGGACGUGAGCCACAGAGCUCUAGACCUUCCUCCUCCUCCUCCGCCAGGGGUCAGACCUGUCCCAGGCCCCCAGGAGCCCCGACCCCCUCUGGAGCCCCACCCACCACCUGAGCCCCACCAACCCCUGGAGCCCCACCCACCCCCAGACCCACCCCCAGAGCCACAUCCAGGGCCCGUCCAGGGUCUAGGGGCCAUUCCACCUCCUCAAGUGCCCGGGAUAGCCUUCCUCUCCCAACUGCCUUUGAAGAAAAAUAUUCCAAAAAAAGGCCCCCUGAGUGUGCAAAAAGAGCUCAACUCUUCAGUCACCACAGGAGCAGAGAUGAGGAACGAGGAAGAGGAGGACGACAACAAGGACAAGAAGAUGGUCAGCUGGAGAGGGGCUAUGAUUGAAGCCGACCAGGGCACCGACCCCCUCCCGUCAGCCAAUCAGAGAGAAGCCCCGCCCCCUCCAGACGUCUCCACGGACACCAGGGCCCUGCCAGUCCUCUCGAGUGCGGAGCGUCAGGAGGCGGUGCGGGAGGCCUUCAGACACGCCUGGAAGGGCUACAGGGAGCAUGCCUGGGGCCACGACGAGCUCAAGCCCGUGUCCAAGUCCCACGCGGAGUGGUUCGGGCUGGGCCUGACCCUGGUGGACGCGCUGGACACCAUGUGGAUCCUGGGACUCACUGAGGAGUUUGCCGAGGCCAGGGAGUGGGUGGAGAAGGAGCUGACCUUUGAGAAGAAUGUGGACGUGAACCUGUUUGAGACCACCAUCAGGAUCCUGGGAAGUCUGCUGAGCACCUACCACCUCACCAAGGACCCCCUCUUCCUGAACAAAGCUAAGGACCUGGGCUCUCGGCUCAUGCCCGCCUUCAGAACCCCAUCUAAGAUCCCAUUCUCAGACGUGAACCUGGGAAAGGGCACGGCACACCCUCCUCGCUGGACCGCAGACAGCACCCUGGCAGAGGUCACCAGUGUGCAGCUGGAGUUCAGAGAGCUGAGCCGCCUUACCCAGGACCCCCAGUACCAGGACGUGGUGAACGAGGUGAUGAGGCUGGUGCACAAACUCCCGGGGAAGCACGACGGCCUGGUGCCCAUGUUCAUCAACACCAACACUGGACAGUUCUCCCACAAAGGGGCCUUCACUCUGGGGGCCCGCGCUGACAGCUACUACGAGUACCUCCUCAAGCAGUGGAUUCAGGGGGGCAAGGUGGAGGAUGACCUGUUGGAGGAUUAUCUCCAGGCCAUAGAGGGCGUGAGGAAGCACCUGGUUCGACAGACUGGCCCCAGCCGCCUGACGUUUGUGGGAGAGCUCAGCCACAACCGCUUCAACGCAAAGAUGGACCACCUGGUGUGCUUCUUACCUGGGACCCUGGCUCUGGGGGCCCAUCACGGCCUCCCAGGGUCCCACAUGGAUCUGGCCCUGGAGCUGAUGGAGACGUGUCAUCAGAUGUACGCUCAGAUGGAGACUGGUCUGAGUCCUGAGAUCGCUCACUUCAGCCUGCAGACCAGCUCUGGCCCUGACGUGCUGGUCAAGCCUGCAGACAGACACAACCUCCUGCGUCCGGAGACUGUGGAGAGCCUCUUCUACCUGUUCAGAUUCACCAAGGAGACCAAGUACAGAGACUGGGGCUGGGACAUCCUGCAGAACUUCAACAAGUACACACGGGUUCCCAGCGGAGGCUACACGUCCAUCAACAACGUGCGCGACCCCGUCAACCCGGCUCCCAGGGACAAGAUGGAGAGCUUCUUUUUGGGAGAAACACUCAAGUACCUGUUCCUUCUCUUCUCCGAUGACAUGGACCUGCUCAAUCUGGACAAGGUGGUCUUCAACACGGAGGCCCACCCCCUGCCCGUCUGGAACCCUCCCCCCAAAUAACACAGACGCCCUCCCACACUUCUAACUCUGCCCCUGCAGCCAAGUGUUUGCAUCAGAAAAGCCUGGGUGCAAUCAAGGGAAUUCUGUGUGAUGUCACGUAGCACUUGGAAUUGCAGUGGCCACAGGAGGCAGCACAGACUUUUGGGGCAGGUUUUUGACUCUUUUUGAACACAAAGCUGCAAAUUAACUUUUAAGUUUGCACUAAAGUUUGCCAAAAAAGAAGUGGGAACAGUAGAUAAGAUUAUUCAAAGACCACAUACAGAGUUUAGUAGCAAAAGAAACAUGAUUUACAGUAGAAGUAUUUAUCUGAGAGGAGAUGGAGGAGUCUUUGAAAGCUAAGGACGAACUUUGGGUGUUUUGUUCACUACAAUUCAGAAUCUUAAUCUUGAUUUGACAAGUUUUGACUGGUUUAAAAUGAUAGAGUAGGUCUAUGUUUUUGGAAUUUCUCACUGGUUUUAAUAAUAUUGAUCAAAUUUCAAGGUGCUGUACCUGAUUUAAACAGAGAAAGAGUAAGAUUUGUUUCAUACUAUGUUCAAAUCACAGUUAAUAACAUGCAGUGAAAUACCAACGGGAUCCUCUUUCUGCCUUUAGCUGGAACGUUUUUUUUAUUUUAAAUGUGAAAACCAGAACUAGUUCAUUUGAAACCGUUUGCAGUGGUCCAAAGUUAUUCUUCACUUACCUUAUGCAUUCUGAGCAUCCUCAUUAUUCACCGGGAUGAGUGCAGUAAAUACAUGGAAAAAUUGGGUUCUGUCUAGGGAUGGGCAUGAUUAGUCGAUUAAUCGAUAAUUGAUCAUUAAGAAUUUUGUCGAUUCCGUUCAUUUUUAAUCGACAAACCGAAUGGAGGUUGCUGUGUAGGGUGUGUAGGGUGACCAAACGUCCAUUUUUCCCCAGACAUGUCUGUUUUUUGUGUCUUGUCCUGGCCGUCUGGGUUUAUUUUUUAUAAAGUGAUGCAAAUGUUCAGGUUUUCAUUACCUUUCGCUGGGCCAUUAAACUGAUGUCUCUUGUAGUUCUCUCUGCGCUCAGAAGGAGCGAGACACAAACAGUCGGUCAGCCUGCAACGUGCCGAAGAACAAAUGCGCAUUUAACGAUGACUUGUACCAGAAAUUACCCGCUCUCCAUCCCGGUCAAGACAAGUGUGAGUCAUGUGCACAGUGUACAAAGCAGCACAUAUGUUUCGUGUCCAGUGGCGGUGUCAAGAGACCUCAAAGUACCAGGACACCGAAAAACAUGAAAAAGUUUUGCCAGGUGAGAGUCGCUCAAUGUCGAUGACGAGGCCCCACCUCCCUCCCCCCGUACGGAGUCCUGGUUUUGACAAACGCAAAUCUGGUCACACUAACCUGUAUUCCACUGAGUCAUGUCCUUUAAUCCAACAGAAUUUGAAUCACAUCAGCGACACAAGAGCUGUUUUUUUUCUUCGCUUAGUUUAUGCAAAUGAGCCAUGAAGUUUUAAGUUUUGUUUCUGUGAGACUUGCACACAGCUGAAUUAAACACAUUCUAAUGUCUAACGGGCUGAUGUGGCUCUAGAGUGGUUAUGGUUUAUAUGUCGUAAAGUUGAAUUUAUUUAUGUAGAUUAGUGGUGCAGAUAGUCAUAAUAAUGAUGAUCAUUUUAAUAUAAAAACAUUAAUGAUUAAUCGAUUAUCGAUCGUUAAUUCUCCAGAUGAAGAAAAUUUUAUCGAAUGCCCAUCCCUAAUCCAAAGUUAUUCUUCACUUACCUUAUGCAUUCUGAGCAUCCUCAUUAUUCACCAGGACGAGUAUUGGAGCAAGACAAAUAUUGCUGAAAUACAUGGAAAAAUUGGGUUCUGUCUGCUUAUAAACUCAUCACUCUGAAUAAUUAAGAUGCUCAGAAUACAUAAGGUAAGUGACAAAUAACUCUGGACCUCUAAAUGAACUAGUUCAGCUUUUUUUUUUGGUUGUUUUUUUUACAUUUUUAAGACCGUAUAAAUCAGCUACAGCACCUAAAAUAAAUACAAAUACUAAAAUGAGGGUGAAAUUCUGAAUGAAAGUCUGCACAAAGAGAAGUUAACCCGCUCAUCUGCACUAGCACUACUGACCCCCGUGAGGCAGCGCACUCCGGGAUCUGUCCAUCACGGGAUUUGGUUCUCCAAUCCCUCAGUUCUUCGUGAAGAAUGUUCUAGAGCUGGUCUCUGGACUAAAGGACUCUGACUGUUUCAGCGCUGAAAGCAAAUGAAGAAAAUAUAUGAGUCAUCCAUAUUUAUUAUUAUUUUAUUAUUAUUUGUUGGUGCAGGGUUUGAGAUUUUGUGUACUUUACUGUCACUGGUCUGCUGAUGUUAAAAAGCAUCCAAGUGCUUUGUCUUUAUUACUUUAUUUAAAGGAGACAUGUAGUGCAAAAUGAGCUUUUCAGAGCUUUGAACCAUGUUAUAGUUCUUUCCCCUUCUCACUGAUCCUCUGAAGUUGUAUUUGGAGUAAUUCCUGCAUGUUUGAGUCGUCCUUAUUCUCCUGGGUUCAAGACGUCACUCCAGUCUACGCUGUUUUCACCUCCACCAGUACACACCAAAGUGAUGUACGGACUUCCUUCUCUACUUAUAUUUUCUUAAUCUAUGACACAUGUAGGAUUAGGCAGAAUCACUUAGGCCACUUUCAGACUUAAUGCUCAAUUCAGAUUUUUGUGAAAUCCGAUUUUUUUGCGAGGUCAUUCACAUUUCCAAUUAAAUGUGACUUGUAUGUGAUCUCCAGUGUGAACUUUAAACGCCUCAAAAGACACAACAUUGUCACACACAGCGAGCGUGCUCAGGGUUUACAGAAGUAUCCUAAACUCUGGGAUUGUCUCCCAAAAUAUGGUUGUUGGUAAAAUGGACAGGUUACACUUCCACAGCCGCUUCGUUUGUUUGACUCUUUAGCCUCCUUGUAUUUGGCUCACAGACAUUUUAUUUUUUGUUGGCAUUGGAGUCAGGACUGCCUGUAGCUGCGCUCAGACAUUUCUUUGGUAAUCCCUAACCCUAACCCAAAAAACGCCCGGUUCCGAUAAGACCCCUCUAAUUUGGCCUGAAUACAGCGAUUCCCCCAAAUAUUAAUAAACUCACUAACCUCGCUUUUCCUUCAUUGACGAGACUCUGAGCCUGACGUGUAGGUGGGAUGAAUGUGACCUGACCAUUCAGACUGAAGUCACAUGAUAAAAGAUUUGUUUAGGAGCACAUGUCCGAGUGGCCUCGGUCGCAUUUGAAGAAAAUCGGAUCUGUGUCAUUCAGACUGCAGCCUGAAGUGACCCAAAUCCAAUUUUUGGCCUCUAUGUUCCUGUAUCUGAUCUUUUAAUGUCAGUCUGAACGACACAGAUCCGAUUUUUUCAAAUGUGACCCAGGACACUUGGAUAUGUGCUCCUGAAAUUGAUACAUAUCUGAUCUUUUGACAUGUGACUUCAGUCUGAACGGCCAAAGUGCAUUCAUCCACCUACACGUCAAUCAACAAGCCACAAAUGUCACUAUUCUGCACUGAAGUAGGUGAAAAUUGUUAAUGAACUCCAUGUCACUGAAGUGAAGCACAUCUCCACUCACCACUCUUGGCUCCGUCUCCACAUCCACACGUUCCUUUCAACAGACGUCGCUGCCGCUGCCCCACAAAACACCACGACCAAAAACCUCGUCCUUCUCCUUCUCAAUCUCCUCCUUAAAACAAGUAAGUUGUUCAUGUUCUGGCUCCGGUACGAGAGGAACUUUAAAAUCUCCAGAUGCUCAAUGCUGCGUCCAUGUUUAAACACAGAGACGCUCGCUGUGGUUGACGUCGUCGUGUCUCCAGUGCACAUGCGGGACACUUUUGGGUCGUUUAAUGUUCACACUGGAGAUCACAUACAAGUCACAUUUAAUUGGAAAUGUGAACGACCUUUCAAAAACAUCGGAUUUCACAAAAAAUCCAAAUUGAGUGUUAAGCCCUGCAGUCUGAAUGUAGCCUUAGUCAUUUUGACACAAAUGAAAAACAAAAAUCCAGUGCAGAUGUCAGCGGACUUGUUUCAUUUUAGAUCCAUUGUGAUUUAAAUUGUCCAAAUUCUAACAUGAUCCACGGAUGUCAUAGAUUAUAAUUAUAGCGCAGACACAAACACUAUACAUCUGCUUUAAUUCUGCUAUUCACAUGCUACUUGAGUCUAAAACCUGGGUCUAUGUAGAAAAUCAGCACUCAUACCUCAUACCCAAGGUCUCUGGUUGGAAUUCUCAAAGCUUCAAACUAUUUCUUGAUACAGAUUAAUUCUCCAAAUCAAUACUGGGAGAACUUGAGUCCCAGUGUGAGGUAUUGAUGUGUGGCUCGCUCCUCCUUCAUCCAGGGUUUUGAAGAAUCUGCUCUUAUUGUGAAAGCAGGACUCACUCUCCUAAGCCUCUGGUGGACGUCCAUAGUCAAUACGGGAGGAACUACUUUCUUGUCUGUGAAAAAAAAUCGAAACUGAACUUCCAAUGAGCUUCCACCAGUGACUGCUCUCCUUGUCAUAAAGAUUCAUGAUUUUGUUUUAUUGUCCCGUUCCUUCUGUGCAAAUCGACACUUGUUUAAAUGUUACUGAUUUGUGAAAAACACUGUGCUUUUUCUGUUAAAUGUGCCAUAUUUCUUCUUUUUUUUUCUUGUAGCUAAAUCAGAAAUAGUUAUUCUUUCGUUAUGUCUUCAUCUAAUCACUAAUGUUGAAAUUGAAACUAGGGCUGCAAAGUUCAAAUGGAAUAUUCAAUAACCAUGUUGAAUAUUGCAAUCCUUUUGACAGUAUUACAACAUUUUGAGUUCAAUUUGAAAUAAAAUAAUUCUUUAAUUUAAUAGUCCAACCAUGUAAAAAAAAAAAAAACAACUAAUCAGCACCAAAAAAAAUGCCUUGCAAGUCUAGACUUAAAAUCUCUGUGUAUUUUUUCGACAGUGGGAUAUCGGUCUGGUCACCGCUUCCUCCAUCACGUCUCGAGCCAGAACCAAACACAGCCAUCCAAUCAGAUUUGCUUAUUUCAGUGACGCAUGUGAAACAAAGGAGCUCAUUGGCCACACAAAAUCACAUUUCUCUCACCUCACAUGAACAGAGUUUAGUGCUUUGCUCACUGAUUCUGCAAAAAUCAUAUGUUGAAAAUUAUGUUUUUUUUUCUCAUGAGCAGCUGUAUUUGUUUUGACUGACAGACCAUGAAUGUCGGGGACAUUUACCGGUGACCAGACUCAAAUCUGUAGAAACUAUUGGAGAAGUGUAGCCAGAUUGGCGCCACCUAGUGCCUCGGCUCAACUUCAUUUCUCUCCAGCGACUAGGUCAGGAAUCAGAAUACACCAGACCAGGAGAAUCAAACUCAAAUACACAGAGACCAAAAUUAAAAACUGGGACUAAGUCCUGGCCCAAACUAAAUAUUUAUUGAAAAAUUUCAACAGCAUCUGUAAUGUUAAACCUUUUGUUAUUAAAAUAAAUGUUUAAUAAUAGUUUUGCUUAAACACUGAAUCCAGAACAAGCAGAAUAUAAAAUAAUAACAAAAGUUUAAAUAAUGUCUCUAUAGUCUAUCUGUAUCUGUAGCCGGUGGGCAGCUCUAAUACACAUUUGAUUUGAUCUCUCAGGUCAAGUAUAAAUAUUUCAUGGGCCAAAUUUGGUCCCCAGGCCUGAGUUUGACAUGUCUGCACUAGACGAUUUACAAGAACACCAGAAGAUGUAGACCGUGCACUGGCCAGUCGGCUGUGAGCUGUGAAGCCAUGAUGUUAAAGUUGUCACGUCUGUCUGGGUCCCUUUUGUGGUUCAGCACAAUGGUAAACAAAGCGUCGUGAUGGAUGUAGAUGAUACAAACUUCUCAUUUUUUAUUGCACCUUUAAUUCGCAAGUUCACCUCACAGAAACAGCAGACAGACAUGUUCACUCUCUGCUGUGUUUACUAUUGUGCUGGUGAUUACUUGGACACCGCUGAGUGUUCCGGCGCAUUACAUACGUCAUUACCAAAUAGCAGUGAUUGGUUAAAUUAAAAAAGUCCCCGCCUACCAUCGUGCAAACGAAUCCUAAUGCGAGGUCAGGCAUGAAGUGAAACCGGCUGAUGAAUCAGACUAGGUUCUAGGUGUGUGUUCUGGAUCCAAGGCACCCAAACAGACAAAUCAAACAGACCUAUCAGGACUAAGAAACAGAGCUGUGUUAAAUUCACAAUAUGUCACAAUACAUCAGGACGAAGUCAAAAUCUGUCACAUACAAGAGGUGCUACAGUAUAUCUGGUUCUGUGUGAUAUGGAUGGAGCAUUAACAGAUUCAUGUACAGGUCUUUGUUCUAUUGUGCAACCCUGUGUCCCUGUGUUUUCUUUUGUUUUCUUUUGGUGGCCUCAGCAGACUAAACAUGCAGCUGUAUGGAACAUGAGACACACUGGACAAUUUUAUCAUCACUAACACUGAGAUGAUCAUAUGAAGAAGAGAUGAUGAAGAUGAUAUGAGAUGAUAUGAGAUGUGUCUUACUUGAACAGAGAGUGUCCAUGAGUUAAUGAGGUGAGCGUGUGGAGGUUUGAGAAUAAACGGCUCUUCUGAGGAGUCACACUUUUAAA
Boleophthalmus pectinirostris (great blue-spotted mudskipper) is the source of this 8870-nucleotide messenger RNA. Its product is annotated as endoplasmic reticulum mannosyl-oligosaccharide 1,2-alpha-mannosidase-like. Lineage: Eukaryota; Metazoa; Chordata; Actinopteri; Gobiiformes; Gobiidae. Gene Ontology annotation, cellular component: membrane; endoplasmic reticulum. The record is from RefSeq and is a predicted model, not a curated record. The transcript has 14 exons. The coding region runs from base 317 to 2407 and encodes 696 amino acids. Gene Ontology annotation, biological process: carbohydrate metabolic process; N-glycan processing. Gene Ontology annotation, molecular function: calcium ion binding; mannosyl-oligosaccharide 1,2-alpha-mannosidase activity.